Molecule: messenger RNA, 2404 nt
Organism: Blepharisma stoltei
Lineage: Eukaryota; Ciliophora; Heterotrichea; Heterotrichida; Blepharismidae
Source: the annotation of a GenBank genome assembly
AUGAAAAGGCUGAGAUCAAGGAGCCCAGCCAGAAAAACAAUAAACCAAUCCAUAAAUCCAUUCACAAAUAAACAAUACUCAAACAAAUAUAGAAAACUAAGAGAAGAAAGAGAAAAAUUGCCGAUUUUUGAUGCGCUUCCACAGUUUGAUAAGAUGUUUAAUAAAAAUCAAGUCGUCAUCUUGCAAGGGGAGACUGGAAGCGGAAAAACUACACAAAUCCCACAAUAUAUCUUAGAAAAAGGCUACGCAAAAGGAAAGCUGGUGGCUUGCACACAACCAAGGAGAGUUGCUGCCAUGAGUGUUGCAAAAAGAGUGGCUGAAGAAAUGGACGUAGAACUCGGCCAACAAGUCGGGUAUUCCAUAAGAUUUGAAGAAUGUGCCGGGCCUAACACUCUCUUAAAAUAUCUAACUGAUGGUAUGCUUUUGCGUGAAGCCAUGACUGACCCAACUCUUGAUAAAUAUGGAGUUAUAAUACUUGAUGAAGCCCAUGAGCGUACAUUAUCAACUGAUAUUUUAUUUGGCCUCUUAAAAGAAGUUUUGCAGAAGCGCAAAGACUUAAAAGUUGUGGUCAUGAGUGCUACUUUGGACACAGAAAAAUUUUUGGGGUAUUUUAAAAAUGCUCCACUUUUGACUGUACCUGGAAGACUAUACCCUGUAGAACUUUUUUAUACAGAAUUUCCUGAAGAAGACUACUUGUGGGCAACAGUGAGAACUGUGAUGCAGAUUCAUGCUUUUGAAGAGCCUGGAGAUAUUUUGGUGUUUUUGACGGGGGAAGAAGAGAUAGAGUCAACUUGUGACUCAAUUAGAAAGGAAGCUGCAAGAUAUAAAGAUAACGUUGGAAAAUUGUCUGUUAUUCCUUUAUAUUCUUCUCUACCUCCAGCUAUGCAGCAAAAAAUUUUUGAGCCGGCACCAGAAGUAAAUUCAAAUGGGAUCCCAGGAAGAAAAUGUAUACUCUCUACAAAUAUUGCGGAAACUUCGCUAACUAUUGAUGGGAUUGUCUUUGUAAUUGACUCAGGACUUUCUAAACAAAAAUGUUAUAAUCCUCGUAUGCGUGUGGAAAGCUUGCUGGUUUCUCCUAUAUCAAGAGCUUCUGCUAAACAGAGAGCUGGUAGGGCAGGAAGAACUAGGCCUGGAAAAUGUUAUAGACUUUAUACGGAAAAAUCAUACAAACGAGAGCUGGUUGAGUCAACUGCUCCUGAAAUUUUAAGGUCAAAUUUAGCAAAUGUGGUUUUGCAAUUAAAAAUUUUAGGCAUUGAAAAUUUGGUUGAUUUUGACUUUAUUGAUCCUCCUAGCCCAGAAACUAUGAUGAGAGCGUUAGAAACGUUGCAUUACCUAACUCCCCCUUCCGUGAGCAAACAAAACCAUUGGAAAAAUCCCUAUUUUUUUCCAAAAACCCACCUUUUGUGAGCGAACAAAAAAUUUUUUAUGAAAAAAAUAUUUUGAUAUAUAUAAGCGAUAAUUAUGUAAUGAAGUCUCUAGCUAAUUCUGUUUAAUUUUGAACAGCCUGCAUUUUAAAACAUAAAUUUUAUUUAAUUAAACUAAUUUUACUUCUCAAUUUUUACAAAUUGUAAUUUUUUUUUAAAUUUUGAAAAAAAAAUUACUAUAAAAUUUAUAUAAAUUUAAAAAAAAGUAACCCCCAGCGAACAAAAUCGUUUUGUUCGCUCACGAAGAGGGAGUAAGAGCUCUAGAUGAUGAAGGAGAACUAACAGAAGAAGGCCGCCUGAUGUCAGAAUUUCCUCUAGACCCAGAGCUCAGCAAGCUUUUAAUUAUCAGCCCAAAGUAUUCUUGUGGCGAAGAAAUGCUAAACUUAGUAGCAAUGUUAACGUCUCCAAACCCAUUUUUAAGGCCAAGAGACCAUGAAGACGCAGCUGACAAAGCAAAAUCUAAAUUUGUCAACAAAGACGGCGAUCACAUAACUUUAAUAAAUGCUUACCAAGGCUUCGAAAAUGAAGGUAGGCAGCCUUACUGGUGCUCCAAAAACUUUUUAAAUCCUCGCACAAUGAGAGGAGCUGCCGAAAUUCGAGACCAGCUUGUAGUAAAAAUGAACAAACUUGAUAUCCCAAUCAUUUCCAAUAAGCACAAUAUAAGUGAAAAUAUCAGAAAAUGCAUUAUUUCUGGAUUUUUUAUGCAGGUAGUGCACAAAGAAAAAGCUAAUUUCUAUAUGACUCUUAAAGAAAAGCAGCAUGUAGCACUUCAUCCAUCUACAGGCGUAAUGAGGCCUGAUUGGGCUGUAUAUCAUGAAUAUGUAUUGACUUCAAAAAAAUACAUAAGGAUCGUAUCUUCUAUAAACCCAGAAUGGCUCAUAGAAAUUGCUCCACAGUAUUUCGACCUCUCCCAUUUCCCUGACACAAAUGGGAAAAAAUUACUUCAAGAAAUUAUUGAUGGAAAAAAUACACAAAAAUAA